Messenger RNA from Podarcis raffonei (Aeolian wall lizard), 8012 nucleotides. It is a transcript of the gene IQSEC1, whose product is annotated as IQ motif and Sec7 domain ArfGEF 1. The record is from RefSeq and is a predicted model, not a curated record. The transcript has 14 exons. Gene Ontology annotation, biological process: actin cytoskeleton organization; regulation of ARF protein signal transduction. Lineage: Eukaryota; Metazoa; Chordata; Lepidosauria; Squamata; Lacertidae. Gene Ontology annotation, molecular function: protein binding; guanyl-nucleotide exchange factor activity. Bases 681 to 4142 code for a protein of 1153 amino acids.
UUGGCAGACAAUGAAGCAGAUGUGAUUCACACCAGAGGAGCCGGCUUUUUUAUAUAUAUAUAUAAAAAGUUGUAUCCAGCGUAGUUACAGAACUGAGGAGUUUCCAUAUGAUGCUGUCUCAAAUCUUCUGGGAUCACAGGACGUUUCUACUCAGCAGAGUGUGAUAUUUGCUUGUCUUUUCCCUAGGAAUUUGUGAGCUCUAGGGGUGCUUUCUGAGCGGCCCCCAAGAAUCCUGACCGGAAUAUAUGCUAAUGAUUUAUUAUCAAAGAGCUUUUGGAAUGGCUGGAAGUAGCACUGUUGUUAUUUUUUCCUCCUUUUGUUUGUGUGUAAUAGCAACUACUGGCUAUGUGGGUGAACUCAGGGAAGAUUAGCUGAAAUGAGGAGCAACUAGCAAAGUAAAUGAAUUUGUAGCCUUUGUGCUACUGUCUCUUUGUAUUAAAGUAGUUCAUGCACUGUAGCUAUGCAGGUGCGGUGCCAUGUGGAUAAAGAGCUUGCAUAUAUUGGUGGCAACUAGAAAAUACACGGCUGUCUGCCUAGAAAAGGGGAGGGGUAUUGUAUGCAAUACCGUUUGGUCUCUCUCUUUUUUCUCCUGCAAAAAGUAGGACAUUGUGUGUGUGGUUUUUUUAAAAAAAAUAAAAAGCGAAAAAGAUUCCACUUGCUGCAGUUUGAACUGUUUUAAAAUGCUGAAAUUAAAGGCCUUCUGCUUGGAUUACUGGCAGUUUCUAUGUCUCCAGCCUCUUCAUGGCUUCUAUAAAAGUGUUGAGGGUGAAGCUCCUGGAAGUGAAACAGGCACAUCAUUGGAUAGUCCCUCUACCUAUCAUCAAGGAGCUAUAACUCACAGUUCAGCUCUAAGCCCAGACCAUUACGACCAUUCUCCAUACGGGCUGUAUUCCGUCUCCCCAGGGCAGCAAAGGCCCCGGAGGCCAAAGCUUCAACACUCAACAUCCAUACUCAGAAAACAAGCAGAGGAAGAAGCUAUUAAAAGGUCGAGGUCACUUUCAGAGAGCUAUGAACUCUCAUCGGACUUGCAGGAUAAGCAGGUUGAAAUGCUAGAACGGAAAUAUGGAGGCCGUCUCAUAACUAGACAUGCCGCUCGUACUAUACAGACUGCUUUCCGCCAGUAUCAGAUGAACAAAAACUUUGAGCGGCUUAGAAGUUCUAUGUCUGAAAAUCGUAUGUCAAGACGCAUUGUUCUAUCCAAUAUGAGAAUGCAGUUUUCGUUUGAAGGACCUGAGAAAGUCCACAGUUCCUACUUCGAGGGGAAGCAAGUUUCUGUUACAAAUGAUGGGUCAAAACUAGGAGCCCUUGUCCAAUCUGAAUGUAGUGACCUUGGUGAAUCGGCUACAAUGAAAUCUCCAGCAGCGUCCACUGACUUUGCUGAUGCCAUAACGGAACUGGAGGAUGCUUUUUCGAGACAAGUAAAAUCUCUUGCCGAGUCCAUUGACGAUGCAUUAAAUUGUCGUAGCAUGCACUCUGAUGAGGUACAGAUACCUGAUCAGGUCAGAAGUCGGGAAAUAGAGAGGGACAGUUGUCAAACUAAACCAACAAGCCAUAAUGUGGACCACAGGAAACUUGAUGAAAUGACUGCAUCUUAUAGUGACGUUACAUUGUAUAUUGAUGAAGAAGAACUAUCCCCACCACUUCCUCUUUCCCAAUCAGUAGAUAGGCCAUCUAGCACAGAAUCUGACCUAAGACUUCGGUCAAUGAACCCAUCUCAAGAGUACUGGUCUAUGACACACAAGGAUCAUAAGAUAGAUACUGAUACGAGCUGCAGAAGUACCCCUUCACUAGAAUCCCAGGAACAAAGAAUGAGAAUGGAUCAUUUGCCUUUGCUAACUAUAGAACCACCUAGUGACAGUUCAGUGGACUUAAGUGAUCGCUCAGAGAGGGGAUCAUUAAAGAGACAGAAUGCAUAUGAUCGAGGAAUUACUAGUACGCAAGGUAGUCCCAAGCAUAUCUCACAUGGCAUCCCUACCAAGAUAAUUUCCCGAGAGGACCAGGAGACUAGACAUAGACCAAGGCCUAUUGAUAGCCACUUAGCCAUUAAUGGCACAGCAAACAGGCAAAGCAAAUCUGAGUCUGAUUAUUCUGAUGGAGACAAUGAUAGCAUUAAUAGCACUUCCAAUUCCAAUGAUACAAUAAACUGCAGCUCAGAGUCUUCUUCUCGAGACAGCUUAAGGGAACAAACACUGAGCAAGCAAACGUACCAUAAAGAGACUCGCAAUAGCUGGGAUUCUCCUGCCUUCAGUAAUGACAUCAUCAGGAAACGUCACUAUAGGAUUGGAUUGAACCUUUUUAAUAAAAAACCUGAAAAAGGAAUCCAAUACCUAAUUGAGAGAGGCUUUGUGCCAGAUACGCCUGUUGGAGUUGCUCAUUUCCUUCUGCAGAGAAAAGGACUCAGCAGACAGAUGAUUGGAGAAUUCCUCGGAAAUCGACAAAAGCAGUUUAACCGGGAUGUGUUGGACUGUGUUGUGGAUGAAAUGGACUUCUCAGCUAUGGAACUAGAUGAAGCACUCAGGAAAUUCCAAGCUCAUAUCCGUGUUCAAGGGGAAGCUCAAAAAGUAGAACGACUCAUUGAAGCUUUUAGCCAGAGAUACUGCAUCUGCAAUCCAGGUGUUGUGAGACAGUUUAGAAAUCCUGAUACCAUCUUCAUCCUAGCUUUUGCAAUCAUAUUAUUAAACACAGAUAUGUAUAGUCCAAAUGUGAAACCAGAACGCAAAAUGAAGCUUGAAGAUUUUGUCAAGAAUCUAAGAGGUGUGGAUGAUGGUGAAGAUAUUCCACGGGAGAUGCUUAUUGGGAUCUAUGAAAGAAUCCGAAAGCGGGAGCUCAAGACAAACGAGGAUCAUGUGUCACAGGUCCAAAAGGUUGAAAAACUCAUAGUAGGAAAGAAACCGAUUGGAUCUCUACACCAUGGACUUGGUUGUGUCCUUUCUCUUCCACAUCGGAGACUUGUUUGCUACUGCAGGCUCUUUGAAGUUCCAGAUCCAAAUAAACCACAGAAGCUUGGAUUACACCAGCGGGAAAUAUUUUUAUUUAAUGAUCUGCUUGUGGUCACUAAGAUCUUUCAAAAGAAGAAGAAUUCAGUCACAUACAGUUUUCGACAGUCCUUUUCCCUCUAUGGAAUGCAGGUGCUCCUUUUUGAGAAUCAGUAUUAUCCUAAUGGCAUACGGCUCACAUCAGCUGUUCCGGGAGCAGAUAUAAAAGUUUUGAUAAAUUUCAAUGCGCCAAAUCCCCAGGACAGAAAGAAAUUUACGGAUGAUCUGAGGGAGUCUGUUGCAGAGGUACAAGAAAUGGAAAAGCACAGAAUAGAGUGUAAGUACAAAGCUGAACUUGAAAAGCAGAAAGGUGUAGUACGACCAAGCAUGUCUCAGUGCUCUAGCCUGAAAAAAGAGUCUGGCAAUGGGACAUUGAACCGUGCCUGCCUUGAUGACAGUUACGCCACUGGGGAGGGUCUUAAAAGGAGUGCCCUUAGCAGCUCUCUUAGAGACCUCUCUGAAGCAGGCAAGCGUGGGCGUCGCAGCAGUGCAGGAUCGCUAGACAGCAAUAUGGAAGGGUCCAUCAUUAGCAGUCCUCAUAUGCGCCGAAGAGCUACAUCAACCCGAGAGUGUCCAUCUCGCCCUCACCACCAGACUAUGCCUAAUUCUUCCUCACUACUAGGGUCCUUAUUUGGUAGUAAAAGGGGAAAGCCUUCCCAAGGCCACCUAGCAACUGGCCCGUCACAGCACCCACCUCACCCUCCUAUACUUUCACAUCAGCAGCAUUCGCAGCACUCUUCUUCCGCCCUGCACCACGCGGGGCCAGCGGAGGGGCAGACCCAGGCACAAGUGCACACCCACCAUUCUCAGUACUGCCACAUGCAGAACCCGCCUCCCUACCAUCACCACCACCACUACCACCCACCCCAGCACAUCCAGCACCCUCACCAGUACCACCACGUGCCGCACUCGCAGCAUGUAGCGCAUUCGCAGCAUUCUUACAUACCGCAUUCCCACUCGCAACAUUCUCAUGCCCCCCAUCCUCCAUUACCCGCUCCUCACCCCGUACACUCUUCCCACGCGCCACAUCACCACGGCCAGCCGGUGCCCCCUUCUAGUUCAGCCAGCACUAAGCCCAAACAUAGCGGCAUCAGCACAAUAGUCUAGAACCAAACUCCUCUGCCAGUAAUUGUAGCUCUAGACAGGCACUUAUAGGAAGCAGAAGCAGCCUAUAAAACUGGAAUGGUUUGUUUGUUUUUUAAUAAUAAUAAAUAAAUAAAAAUGAAACACAAGCCAGAAACAACUUAAUUGACUCCUUUGCCUUAAGGAUUCAAUAGAACAACUCACGUUAGCUUGAUCAGUGCUGGUCUUAACAACUGAACUCAGUGGUGAUCUUCUCCCUCCUUUUCUCCAGUAGCCUUGAAAAUAUGCUGCUUGCUGAAAACAUUUAUGCUACCUUUUGUUUCACCCACCCCCCCAUGACAAUUUUUAAUGCAUAAUGAAAACAUAACCUCAAAAUAAAAGGAAAAAAAUAUGAAAUAGAACCAAGUGUUGCAUUCUUGCUCCUUAAUUGUCAAUGGGCAAAAAAAGUAGACCUCAUAUGGUUGAUGAAAGUACGUAAGUAAACUUUAUAUAAUAUAAAUAUAUAAAUAUAUACAUAUAUAUAUAUAUAUACUGUAUAGUUAACAUUUAUGCUUACAACAAAACUUUUGCAGUCCACAAAGCUAGCAAUAUAUACUUUACCAGGAAUUCCAUUUACUGAUAGAAGGGCAGUACAGUAGUUGAACAGCGUAAUGAAAGUGUAGACCAAAAAACUAGGAACAAAUUCCAGGCAUUUCAGUGUUCUCAUUAAAAGUUCUCUGGACUUUGAAAAAUAUCUCUAAGCAAUCAUUGCAAAGUGUGCCAAGUAACAUAGCAUUUAGCUGUUGUAGUCAACUAUUGCUUUGUACAAAUCCUUAUUUUAUUAACAAGAUAAUAUACUUAAUCAGUAUUAUAACUGUUCUACUAUUUCAGGUAAGCAAACUAGUUAAGAUGCAGUAACUAUACAGUAGCAACACGAGACCCCCUUUGUUAAGGGCUGUCUCUACCUUUUGGUUACUCAGAUUCUUAGACACUUUAAAGGCUGUGAUAACUGUGAACUUACACAAUCCAUAGUUCUUCUUUUAUAUUCAUAUAUGUUUUAAUAAACUCACAUGAAGAUUUAAAUGGAAGGUACUUGCGUACACGGCAUAAACAUUCAUCUCAGACCUUAAAACAAGAAGCAUCCAUCCCUUUCCCGACACAUUGCCACUUUACCAUAACUUACUCAGUUUAUCUCAGUUAAAAUAGACUGCAGUUCAGGCUUGCCUUUCCAUAUGAAAGUGAUCUGAAACUUGAAGGCUUAUUUUAGUACAGAUUUUUUAUAACUGUAAUUCCAUGUAGCCAUGUGCUGGCAGCAGGACUCUCUCACCAUUUCUUCAUCACAUUUGUUAGUUUAUCCCAGCACUCAGCAGGCUGAGUCUUUGCUCGAACUGUCAUGGUCCAGUUAAGUCGCAAGACAUCUCGUAAGAGCCAACUGUGCUGUUGUUGCUUAUGUGUUGUAACGAGUCAUUCGCAAAUCCGUAUGCGAUUUUUUUGUACCCCCUAAAUCCUAUUUUUUUAAAUUUAAAAAAAAAAGAAAGAAAUCAUACAUGGAGAAUACUUUGUAGUUUCAGCAUUUUGAGCCACCCCAGUCACAAGGACUGUACAUCUAACUGGCAGAAACAAAAGGAACUGCAGAACUACACCAGCAGAAUUGUGAAUGUGGUUUAAAAGAAGAGGAAGGAAAAGUUCCAGUGAGAGAUGGGUAAAACAAAUAAACACAAAAACAGUGUUGCUUCGGAAUGUAGAAGUGAUACAUGAAGAUGACUCUUAUGUAUUGGUGAUUCCCGAUGUCUCCAGUUUGUUUUGUUUUUUCUCUCCCUCUCCUUCUUGCUAUGGAUUAUAUCAUGAUUACCAGCAAAACUAAAAACCAAUUACUUCUGUUAACUUCCACUCAGCAAAAACAACCACCUAGAGUUUAGUCUGCUGUUUAAAUUUGUCUGUUAUUUUCUACGCGUGCAAUACUUCCUGUUUUGUUUCCCCCCCCCCCCCCAUAAAUUAACUACAUAUGAAAUGAAAGUAAUAAAAGUCAAUUUGAUGGUCAUCCAGGCAGAUUACCGAAGAGGGUUCAUCUCAGCAGCCCCUUGAGGCUCGUUGUUCCUUGCAGUUUAAGCAUUGUUUGUCCUUAUGAGGGAUAAUAGAACUGUCUGCAUGUCAUCUAAUGUUAAUAGUAUUAAAGCUACACUCUACAUAUUGUAUAUUUGCAAAAUAUAUCAGUGUUACUGUUUAUAUUAGUUGAAGUAAAGUAAUGACAUAUUUAAAUAUGUAGACUUUUCUUCAGACCUUUGUACCAAUAGUAGAGUCUAACUGUAAUUUAUAAGUUGUUCCAGAAAAGAUAAGUAGCUGGUGGGAUACUUUCCCCCCGUGUUGUCACUCGUUGAAUAUUCUGCAUGAACCAGACUCAAAAACACAUUCACUGGACAACCACAUUGCUUUGCAUUUGACGGAUUAAUAUUGGCCACACACAAAAGUACUUUAGUGUUGCCCAUCUAUUUAUAUAAUUUGGAUGCCCUAGGGAACCCCGUGUAAGGUUUUAAACUCCCGUACUGUUGCUUGUUUUAAGUUCACAUACACACAAACAUCCUUAUAUGAUUCAUAUGAAUUUCGUAAAAUGAAGGUUAUAUAUUACUAUUAUUUAUUUCAUUUUCUUGCCAUAUGCAUAUGGAACAUAUAAGUAGAGUGAAUGCGUUAGAAACAUGAAGUGCAUGAAUCUCAACAUACCAUGAAUACCGAAAGAGGUUCAUUCCCCCCCCCAUAAGUAUUUUCGAUAAGAACAUCCUGUAACCAGCAUUACUUUUCAAAACUUCACUGCUUUUUAGAGGAGCAGUCUAAGGUGCCAGAAUCCCUUUUAUAGACCAAGAGUACAGAACCGUUUCUCUUAGAUUGGGAAAAUGACAGCAAUCAUCAUUAGCUUCUAUGUGCAGUUAGAGGAAAUAAAUUUUAUAGCAUGCAGCAGGGGAAAAGUAGUUACCGGAAAGCUUUUCUUAGUUUUUCCGUAUUGAUUAAAAUCCAUACAAAACACUAUUGAACCAUGUGUCUUUCUUCCCAUGAAUAGUAUGGCUUAGGUAAAAGCAACAAUUUGAAGUUAAAAGAAAAACUAAAUAACCUUGCAAAAGUAUCUUUUCUGGGACAACGUCAAAUAUGUAUUUGUUUUAAUCCUUUUAAGUUAAGAAUGAAAUGUACAACAAUGUAAAAAAAAAAGUAAUCCUAAUAUAAUGUAUGUCUUGUAUUGCUAAAAAGAAGUCUUCAAGCAUAACAUUGUAGAAUGAUUUUCCCAUCAAGCACUGCAUGCAGCAGAAGCCUCUUGUUUCUUGAUUUUAAAAUGAGCUGAAAGACAGUCAGCAGCUAUUUAAACAAUGACUCUCUACAUGUUGACUUGCUGUUCCAUAUAAAGCUGUGUGUUUACUGCAGUUAAGCAUGCAUUUUGCUGUUUCCGUUGUAAAAUAUCAUCACAUCUUGCCUGCAAAAAUGAGUAAUUGUGUAUAUAGUUAAAGAAAAAAACUUGACCAAUAAUAAGAUAAAAUUUUGAGGGAGGGAAAGGAUAGCGAAGCAGGACCAAGUAGGGAGAAUAGCUAAUUCUCUAUAUUGUACAUAGUGUGUAAAUUAGUAUUAAUACAAGUCUGCAGUCACUUUCAGGUUGCAUACAGUACCUGUCUCCUGCUAGGAACUUUAAUCCCAGCCUUGCGUUGUAUUAAACUGUUGGAAUUAGGUCUUGAAUGCAGACUGUUAAAAGACCUCAAGAAACAUCAUGCUCAUGAAAAGCUUCUGUUAUGGGAGGCUUCAGACCAUUUUGUAACUGUUGGGAAGGAAGGAGUGCUUUCAUUUUAAUAUGCAUUGUUUGUAAGUAGUAUCAGACCUUAUCGUUGUAAAACUAUAACUGUGAUUAUGUGGGAAAUCAAAUAAAUCACUUUGAACUCA